CUCUUGACGUAGGCCCCUCCUGCUUGCUUCACUUCACUUGACUCGACUUAUCUCAUCCUCAGGCCGCUGCCGCUGCCCUCACCACCUGCGCCAUCACCACAUCCUCCUCCAGCAAUCACUUCGCAAGACGUCUCUGUGCCCCAGACCAGCGCUGUCGCUUUGCACGACAGCAUCGCCAGGCUGAACCCGCCUUAUCGUCCCAGGCCUGUCGCAACCAGAUCGUCUCACUACCAGCGGGGUUGUUGUUGUUGUUGUUGUCAAACGGCAGGACCCCGCCACACGAGGAGGUGAGAGACUGCACCUCAAGAGACUGCUCGUCUCCUGAUACCGCGCCCGCUUGCGAACAGGCAUUUCAAAACGCCAACAUGACGCCAACCCCGCCUUCCACCACGACCUCGACCUCUGGGCACUCGCCCGAGGAGCAGUACCGGGUGGUGCGAAGACGCAAUCGCGUGCCGCUCAGCUGCCACCCGUGCCGGACCAGGAAACUCAAGUGCAACCGGGGACAUCCGUUCUGUGAGAAUUGUGUCAAGCGCGGCGACACCUCGUCCUGUGUCUACGCUGCACCCACCAGCCGGAAAAAGACACAGGACAGUAGUGGCGCAGCGCCUACCCCAGAUGACAUGCAAAACCGGAUCGACAGGCUCGAGGGUCUGGUCCUCAGCCUCAUGCACGGGGGCGCGAACAUUGACCCGGCAGCAAUCGCUGCAGCCGCAGCCGCUGCCGCACCAGCCAAUCCAUCCGUGUCGAUGUCUGCACCGUCGACAACGGACAGCUCAUCAUUCGUGCGCGUAGAAAAGGACGGCGAUGGUAUCAUGAGAGAUGACGAUCAAGACGACGACAGUGACGACGACGACGACGACGCCGCCGGCCUGGCCGCCUCUGUGGGCUUCCUCAAGCUGGAUGCUGACAAGGGCAGAACAAUGUACAUUGGCCACGAACAUUGGCAUACGCUCCUUGCCGACAUUUCAGAGGUCAAGACUUUCUUCAAUUCCCAUAAGAAGGACCUCGAGAAGAGCUAUGAGAGAGUUCUGCAAUCCAAACCACCAAUGGCGCUAGACUCGCCAAUCUUCUUGCUCUCGGCGGCAGCCGCCACAGAAGUCGAGCUGAGGUCUGAGCUACCGUCACGAUCGGCCGUCAUGACACUUGUUUCGCGCUAUUUCAACUCCCAUGAUGGCUCGAGCUGCAUCAUACACGGCCCAACCUUCCAAGAAGAGCUGCGGCGCCACUGGCAAGAUCCGUCCAGCUCCACCGUUGUCUGGAUCGGUCUAUUGUACUCCAUACUGUGCUUGGGGAUGCUGAGCUAUAGCCGAGUGGGCGAUGAGCCACCAGAAUGGAAAGGACGGACGUUAGACUUGGCUGCAGAAUUCCGCCUGCGGACUGUACAGUGUCUCAACCUGUCGGAUUAUACCAAGCCCAGGGAGUAUACUGUGGAAACCAUGAUUUUGUACCUGUUCGGAGAGUUCUCAUCCCGAUAUGACGCCGACGUCAGCUUCUGGAUUAUCAGCUCUACCAUUGCCCGAACAGCCAUGCGGCAGGGGUACCAUCGAGAUGGAAAGCUGUUUCCGUCGAUGAGCCCGUUUCAAGCGGAAAUGCGCAGGCGUGUGUGGACAUUAGUUCGAAUGGCAGACAUCAUGUUCUCAAAUCAGGUCUCUCUUCCGUCCAUGAUAUACGCCCAGGACACAGAUACAGAGCUGCCUAGUCUCUUGUUUGACGAGGAAUUCGGCCCGGAGACCAAGGUGCUCCCACCAUCGAGACCUAUAACAGAGCCUACCCCGAUAGCCUACCAGGUGGCCAAAGCAAAGAUGGCCUUCGAGUUUGGAAACAUACUUCAAAUCAUCACCAGGCUCUCGCCGCCAAUUGCGUACGAUGAGAUCCUGGUACGUGAUGCGAAGCUUCGAGAAGCGCAUUCGGAAUUACCCCCGCACCUGAAGAUGCAACCCCUCGAGAACUCCCAGGACCCUGUCAAAUUGCUCGUGGCGCGAUUGAAUCUGCAGUUCCUCUUUUACAAAAUCAUGUGCAUCCUGCACCGCAAGCACAUGGUCAUGGCGCGAAACAAUCCGCGAUAUGCGCAUUCAAGGCGCACCGCGAUCGAAGCAGCCCUGGACAUGCUCGAGCUCUUCCGAUCCGUCUGCCGCGAAUGCGAGCCAAAUGGCAGGCUAAGAACACACAAGUGGUAUGUCGGCUCCGUGUCACGGGACACUUUACUGGCAACCAUGUUGGUCCUGAUGGAAGUCCACGAGAACGAUGCCAGUGUGGCUUCCGGCAAGCGGCAGGAUUCCCAGACCAUGUUCUUCUGGACGCCAACACAGCGCCAAGAGAUGAUUGACGCGGUCUAUGGGGUGCGCGACAUCUGGAAGAGAUUGGCACAAGAAACAGUCGAGGCAUACAAGGCAGUCAACAUCAUCGACAUCAUUCUGGCAAAGAUCAACAAGAAGGACACUGCGCAGAAUCCCGAAGUCGCAAUGGCUGAGAAUAUAUUUUCUGGUUUCUCCGAAAACAGCAUGAAACCCGAGCAGUCAGCAGCAAUGACCCUCGGGAUGAUGUCUAGCGGGCUUACGCCAAAUACAAACUUCCAAUCCCCGGGUCCGACGGGCCACACUUAUGUUCCUCCGGACUUCAGCAGCUCAAGCGGCAUGGUUCCGGAUUUCAUGACCGAAUUCCCUCAGCCGGCUAGUGGUCCAUUCUCACCUUUCUCCAUGUUCACCAAUUUGCCGACCGCAAAUCCCGAAUUUGACCAAAGUAUUGAUUGGUCUACAUUUGAUGGCCUGUCACAGAACACAGAAUGGCCAGCCGACAUGUCUGCGUGGAACUUUUUCUCGGGUGGUGGUGGGGAGCAACAACCGCCCGCAGCACAGAGCCAGUCACCUAACAAUCCGCCAACGUGGACGUAAGCAGAGGUAAUACUAAUCUUAUGAGGUACAUAUGAGAUAUGAACAAAGUGCCGGGCGUGAUGAUAUCACGCCGCAAUCGAAUAGGGUUUGGUGAAAAUGACGAGAUGCUCUUGGUCACCUGGAGUUUUGGGACUUGGAAAUGGUUGUUGUGCUUCCAGAGCUCGGAGAAUUUGUCGGGCAUCCCGCUGUAAAGCAGUGCCUCUGUAUGAUAGUUUAGCAAGCGACAUAGACAGGACGGACAGGAGUUGGACGUGCAACGAGGAGCUCAGAGCUCUGAAGACCGGAAGCCCGCGCCUAUAGGGCAGCGCAAGUAUGUAAUCACAAGGAAGAAGGCGGGAUAUGACGUCUGAACCCCUCUCACACUUUUAUGUUAUGGUCAGAAUUAUCAGAUCUUCAGAUUGAAUGCCACACUUUGUAUUCGGGCCGAUUACGUAUGCAUGCCUGGCACCGGCAGAGUCGCCGUGCCAAAUGCAACUGCGCAUCUUUCC
Molecule: messenger RNA, 3382 nt
Organism: Microdochium trichocladiopsis
Lineage: Eukaryota; Fungi; Ascomycota; Sordariomycetes; Xylariales; Microdochiaceae
Exons: 4
Coding region: 366-2894 (842 amino acids)
Biological process (GO): DNA-templated transcription; regulation of DNA-templated transcription
Cellular component (GO): nucleus
Molecular function (GO): DNA binding; DNA-binding transcription factor activity, RNA polymerase II-specific; zinc ion binding
Source: RefSeq, a predicted model, not a curated record